GUAUGCUGAGGGCGUCAGUGAGCGUGACAUCCUGCUGAUCCACUCCUGCCGCCAGUGGACAACAGUGACAGCCCACACCCUGGAGGAGGGCCACUACGUCAUUGGGCCCAAGAUUGACAUUCCCCUGCAGUACCCAGGCAAGUUCAAGCUCCUGGAGCAGGCUCGGGAUGUCAGAGAGCCGGUGAGAUACUUCAGCAGUGUGGAGGAGGUGGCCAGCGUUUUUCCUGACCGAAUCUUUGUAAUGGAAGCCAUCACCUUCAGUGUCAAGGUGGUGUCAGGCGAGUUCAGCGAGGACAGCGAGGUGUACAACUUCACACUACAUGCGGGCGACGAGCUCACGCUCAUGGGCCAGGCAGAGAUUCUGUGCGCCAAGACCACCAAGGAGCGCUCGCGCUUCACCACGCUCCUGCGCAAGCUGGGCCGCGCUGGGGCCCUGGCCGGAAUGGGUGGCCCCGGGAACGUGGGGGCCACGGGGGGUGGCGGUGGGACCGCCAGGCCCGUCAAAGGCAAGAUGCCCUGUCUCAUCUGCAUGAACCACCGCACCAACGAAAGCCUGAGCCUGCCUUUCCAGUGCCAGGGCCGCUUCAGCACGCGCAGCCCGCUGGAGCUGCAGAUGCAGGAGGGCGAGCACACGGUGCGCAUCCCUUACGAGGAGCUGUGGGUGCAUCAGGCCCCCGAGAACCUCGCCGAUGCCCGUGUCCGUCCAGGGCUGCCAGGGCCGGACCUAAUCUCCUUCGGGACUGUGGGGACCCCACGUCAUGAGCCCGAGGCACCACCGCCUCCUGUACCCCCCAAAUCCGAGGCGGUAAAGGAAGAGUGCCGCCUCCUUCAUGCCCCUCCCGUACCUCCUCGGGGUGGCAGCUGGGGCAGGCUCACAGGCAGCCCGCCAGUGCCGCCCCGCUUUCCCAAGGUGCAGCCCGUCCACUCGCCCAGCUCCAGCCUCUCCUAUUACUCUUCUGGCCUGCAGGAUGGGGCAGGAUCCCGCAGUGGCAGUGGCUCUCCCUCACCGGAUGCAUACUCCCUCUAUUGCUACCCUUGCACCUGGGGAGAUUGCAAAGCCAGUGAAUCCUCUAGUCGCUCGCCCCCAGGACCAAUGCCGUCUACCACCACUCAGCCCAGCCAGGCCUCCAGAGCCCUAGCAGAGCCCGUGAGUGCUCGAACCACCUCCCUUGUAGGGCCAGACACCCCAGUGGUUAAAAACUACCAUGGCUGUCCACCUCUGUUCAAGCCCUCCCAUUCCCAGAAGCGCUUUGCUCCGUUCGGUGCGCUCAACCCCUUCUCUGGGCCUGCACACCCUUCAGGUUCUCCAGCAGCCUCUUCCUCUGGGUCCACAUCCACCUCGGGUGCCCUGGCUACCUCCAGCCCCACACAUUCACCAGGCCCAGGCCCAGGCCCUCAGGGCCAAGGUUACUCCUCCUCCUUAUCAUCCUCUGAGUGGCAGGAGCCAGCACUGGAGCCCUUGGACCCAUUUGAGCUGGGGCAGGCUAGUCCUCCUGAGCUGGAGCUGCUGCGCUGCCAGGAGCCCAGAGCUGUGGGGGCACCUGGGUCUGGACCCUGCCUUUCACCGCUUGGUCCUCCCAAGGCCUUUGAGCCUGAAGGUUUGGUGCUGAGGCAGGUCUCGUCCUCAUUGACACCAGCUGCCUUGCAGGGGCCUGAGACAGGAGGAACCCUACUCUUUCUCACCCAAGGGGGCCUGGAAGGGCCUCCUGGCAGUCCCAGGGAGGGGGCCACAGCCACUGGAGUCCGGGAUGCCACCUCCUGGCAGCCACCAGCAGACUUGUCCGCCCUCUCCCUGGAAGAGGUCUCACGCAGCCUGCGCUUCAUUGGGCUCUCAGAGGACGUGGUGAGCUUCUUUGCCCGAGAACGCAUUGAUGGAAGUAUCUUCGUGCAACUCAGUGAAGACAUCUUGGCUGAUGACUUCCACCUCACCAAGCUUCAGGUCAAGAAGAUCAUGCAGUUCAUCAAAGGCUGGAGACCCAAGAUCUGAACUAUCUGGCCAGCAGCUAUAUAGCCUGAAUAUUGGGAGUGGAGGCCAUGGGGUCUGCCAGAAACAGCACUCCCAGGGGCCUUCCCACAGGGAAAAUCUGGGCCAAGACUGAGGCUGCUCUGUAGGUUCUGAGUGUUCCAGGGGAGACACACUGGGAACUGUGGGCCUCUGGGACAGAUCCUGCAGGAGCAUGUCCUGCGUUUGUGAAGAAAACUUGGGGAGGAGGUGCUGCUGUGCACCUGCCCUCGGGGGGGACCUUUUGCUGCCUUCCCAUAGCAGGGUAAAGAUAGAGUGUGUCAACAGGUGGCUCUACGGUGGCAGAAUGCAGCCUUUCAGAUGUCACACACUUCUCAGCCCUUCACGUUCAGGUUAGAGAGCAAGGGAAGAUGGCUCAGAGCUUUUGUAGUUUCCCCAAAGCACCCUCUCCUUCAUCCUCUGUGCAUUUUGGUCUACAGCUGCUCCAGAGUUAGGGGUGUCACUUCAGUCAAUGAGGUACCCUCUUUCCAUCUGCUCCCAUGAUUAGGCACUUGGCGCUGUGUAUGCCCAGUACCCGAGUCUCUGCUUUGGGCUUUGCUCUGUCAUCAUCACAGCUACUUAAGGUUUCCCAUGGGGCAGUCUGAAGACAGUUCCUGGGAGACGGGGAGAGUGGCUAGAUGUAGGCUAGAAGCUCAUCUUUGAUUCUAGAAACAAGCAGUGAUCAGAUACUCCCACGCUGCCUGUCUCCCACUGUCAGUGUUUGGCUCUGAAGGACACUUGGGGUCUUUCUUGGUUGUCACUGGGACAGGACAGUGUGGCUGGUAAAGGGAGGCAGGUGGCUCAGGAAAGAUGCUGGUUCGAGAUCAGCCCUGUACUUACACAUUUGCAGAUGAUUUCUGGGCCCCUCAGUCUCAAGUGUGGUAAUCUGUGUGACAGCAAGAGGCCUGGCUAAUGCACAAGCCCCACCCCCACUCUUCUUCAGCACCUCUAACAAGAACCACACCCCUCAUGACCUCUGGUGUAUGUGUGUGUGGGGGGGCAGAGGUGGCAGUUUUCUUGUCUGCCUUCCCUGACCUACCUAGAUAUUUAUUUCUUGAGGUUUCUUUACCAAUAGUUAAGCCCUGCCCACACCUGUGCCAGUCAGAGGGGAACCUGGAAGCUGUUUGUCUUCUCACAACUAAUGAACCCUCAAGGAUUAGGGAAAUAAAGGCUAGACCACAAAGUAGUCAAAGUGUGGGACCCUGGGUGUUGGCUGAUUCUUUUUUUGUGGAGGGCUGUGAAGACCAAGGGCACAAUCUAUGCAUCUCUGGGCAGGGAAGGACUUUGGAAUGGUGUGUGUAGCCUAUUCUUAAAACUCCUAAAUACACACUCCAGCCUGUAAAACUGCCCUUCCACAAGAAUCUUCUAGUAACUUAUUUUUGCCUGCAUGUACGUCUGUGUGAGUGUCAGAUUUUAGAUUUACAGACAGUUGUUAGCUGCCAUGUAGGUGCUGGGACUUGAA
Molecule: messenger RNA, 3464 nt
Organism: Cricetulus griseus (Chinese hamster)
Lineage: Eukaryota; Metazoa; Chordata; Mammalia; Rodentia; Cricetidae
Source: RefSeq, a predicted model, not a curated record